CGGUUCUGUAUAAAGUGUUGUUUUACUAUGAUUAAAGGGUGCCGCUGGGGAUUGAGAGUAGUUGCCUUAACCACUACCACCUCAACAGCAUCCUCUCACAAAAUGGAUACCGAAAUGGCUGUCAGUAUGUCAAAUUUCUUGCAAGAUCAGGCAGCGAGAGCUCCUGAACAGUUUCAAGAAUACUAUUUUAUUAUGGAAGAUCUAUAUGAACGAAAAUUAUGGAAACAAUUAACAGAUAAACUUAUCCAGUUUUUUGAAACGCCCGAGACUAUUCCCUUACGACUUGACCUUUACACGAAUUUCGUUAGUGCGUUCCGAUCGAAUAUAAACCAGCUUAAGGUUGUUUAUAUUGCGUUAAAGGCAUUUGAAUCUUGCUCUAAUGAGGAAGCAUUUCGCAAUUUAACACAGUUGAUUGAAGGUAUUGAUGAAGAGAAAUUCAAGGAUGCCUACGUCUAUGCUUUGGUUGCUAUCGGUAGAAUUAAACUUGUCUUCAAUGAUUUGGAAGCAGCAAGAGAUAUUUUAAUUAAAGCUGACAAAAUUAUUGAACGAAUUGAUUAUGUGGAAAAUAUUAUUCAUGCUUCAUAUUACAGUGUUAGUGCUGAUUACUACAAGGCUAAAGCUGAUUAUGCCCAGUACUAUCGCCAUUGUCUUCUUUAUCUAUCAUGUGUCGACUUAGAGCAGCUAUCAGGAAUGGAAAAGGAAGAGCGUGCUGUUGACCUUAGUGUUGCUGCUAUCUUGGGCGACAUCUAUAACUUUGGUGAACUUCUGUUGCACCCUGUUUUCAAGGUUUUAAUGGGUACUCAGCAUGAAUGGUUGCAUGAUCUUGUUGUGGCUAUGAACGUUGGUGACUUGGCUAAAUAUGAACGUCUUAUGGCACACAUCAACAAAAUUCCUCUUCUGCAAAGUUCUGUGAGUCUACUCGGCCAGAAAGUACGUCUUAUGGCACUGAUUGAGCUUGUUUUCCAGUUACCUCCUAAUCAACGUACUCUAACUUUCCAUACAAUUGCUAAAGCAACUCGUAUCCCUUCACACGAGGUUGAGUUGCUAAUUAUGCGUGCCCUUAGCGUUGGUUUAAUUACCGGCUUGAUUGACCAGGUUGCACAGAUUGUAAAUAUCUCUUCUGUUCAAUCAAGAAUCCUUAACCACUCUCAGGUUGCCAGUAUGGAAACGCGCUUACGUGACUGGAAUCAAAAUAUUCAUUCAUUGAAUAAUAUCGUCGAGGCUUCUGGCAAAGGAGUUUUUGUUUAAUGUUUUGCGUUUAUGCAUAUGAAAAUGGAAUAACAAUUAAAAAAUCCAAAUCAUGACGUUGAUAGAAAGUUAACUAGAUAAAAUAAAUUGAUGGUUUUCUUAUAUUAAAGCGGUCUAGCAGCAGAAAGGAGUGAAAUAUCUUACAUAAACGUUAAAUUAGCUGCAUAAAAUCGAACAGGCUUAAGGGAUGUAACUCAGUAUCUAUUGGAUGAAAAAUCCAACAGAAUCCAUGAAACCCUUGAAAAAUAUUAGUAAAACAUUAGGUGUGAAUAUGGUUUUCUCUUACCGCCAAGGUUCCAUAAAAGCCAACCAAUCUGGAAUUUUCAGGAAUCUUAUAUAGUUUCUGACCACCGCCGUUCGCAUUACCAAAAAAGGGGCUAGUGUUACCGUUUUCCAAAAUAAUACUAAUUCCAUCUACCCAGGCUCCACUACGAAUAAGAAACCCAGCAAUAUUACUACCAUCUGUAUCAAAAUCGUGAGGACUUCCACCACGAUUUCCAAGAAGAGCAGAAUUUGAACCAAAAAAGACUUCAAUGCCAUCUAAAGCAAGGCCACAAUGAACACGCACUUUAGUAAUCUUCUCCUCAGGAGAAAAUAAAAGAUUAUUCAGUUCAUUUCCAUUGCAUCCACGAAGACCAAAUCUUUCGGAGCGAUAUGCAUCACCAAAAUCGGUAGAGAUCUUCGCAUUCCUAAUUAUUUCAGGAACAUUGUUUAUAUCCAUUGUUUUGUAAUUCCUCGCUAGGACUCGUACACGAUAAUCUUGACCAGAAUCACUACUUGAGAGUGAUCGAAUUUCAGCGUCAGUAAAAGCAGCUUUGUCUAAAGGAGGAUUAAAAAUUUUCCAGCCCUUGGUCUGACCAUUAUAUUCAAUUUCCACGAGAAAAAUCCCAGUAUCAUUUGUAAACACAAUUUGAUCCCCACUUACAUAGUAACUUGUUUCAACAUCAGAUGGAUACUGUUGAUCAGAAGGAAGUCGGAAAAGUGGAUGAUAAUAAAAUCUUAGUAAGUCCAAAUAAUGCCAUGAGCAUUCAUCUUUCGGAAGUAUGGGAGCAAGACCUUUACUACCUGUACGGACACAUUCAGAUUCUCGCGUUGUAAAACUACGGUUGAAAAUUGGAUAAGACCGUAGCAUAAUGCCAUCUGGCUGAUGCGGGCAUCCAAGGGUAUGACCAAGUUCAUGUAGUAUAGCUCCAAUUCCAAUAUUAGCGCAUUCCCACACGGUAGAACUUUCGUUAGCAUCGUUUGCUAAAUAAUCAGGAAUCCUUCUAGCGUCGCUGAAAACAGGUAUCACAUAUUCUAUAGCGCUAGGAAAAGAAUGCAAAGAAUGAGAGCCGAAGACACCUAGCUUAUGCAUAUCAGUUCCUCCUCCUAAAGCAACAUGACCUCUGACUUCUUUUGAAGAAGGAUCAUAACGAGUAUCCAAAAACAUGCAGAUGUAAUGCCAUGGCUCUGGAAGGCCCAAUUUAUCAACGGCAUUUCCAGCAACAUGAAAAAGCUGGUCAGGUGGAGUAGAACGAAUUUCUUCUGCUGUUUUAUCUGAUCUCAAUACGUGGAUAGACGCAGUCAAUCUUUCAGUGCCCCAUGCAGACUGACAAGACAUCGUGUCGGGUUGGAUAUUUUCUUCCAAGCGAAAGGUACGUCUACCAAAUCCAUUUCUAUACAUACAUUCAGCAGUAAAAGCUUGCCAAAGAUAAGCUGCACAACGAAGCUUGCGUAUUGCUUCGUCGAGGUCAUUCUUCAUGCCGUAAGGAGCGUCAAAUGUUAAAUCAGAAUCUCUUCCAACGACAAAGCCAAUUCGAUAGAAAGGAUUAUCAUUUAGUACUUGAUAGUUUAAACGCAGACUGAGUUCAGAACCAUUAUCAGUUUGAAAUAGAACUACAUUUUCACCUGGGACUACAUGAAUAAGAGCCUUAAAGUAAGAGUCCGUGACAACCCAAUACUGUUGUGGAAAUGUAUCGGCGAAAUGCUUCACGGUCACAAAUGCAGAAGUAUGAGAGUUAUUGCUUGUGACUCUGCCAUGAACAAUCACAAAUCUCUGUUAUAAUAACUGGAUUAGCAAUCUUUACAAAGUUAAAUGAUGCAUUAGGAUACUCAUCAAAUGAUAAAAAAGUAAAAUCUAUUCUUACAUGUAAGAACGUGAAGGUGAAAAGGUCGUUAGAGCGCAUAUAAGUUGUGCAUUAUAUGAAUUUAUACGACUGCACACUAUUGACUUUAAAUAUGAACUUUUGUAUAAUUUUACAAGAUGCUCUUUAUAUAGUUUUGGCAAGCGCAUGCUCAAGUGAAACAUAAUGACCUCAAGCUAACAACAAUUCAUGAACGAAAGCUAUUAUCAUUAGAUGUCAAUAACACUGGCUCAAGAAUUGCACUUGAAUAUGAAUUUAAAUUUAACAAGAAAAAUUCUAUAACUAACUGUUCAUAUUUGCUCUAAG
Messenger RNA from Schizosaccharomyces octosporus yFS286, 3677 nucleotides. Its product is annotated as 19S proteasome regulatory subunit Rpn9. The transcript has 3 exons. Gene Ontology annotation, biological process: ubiquitin-dependent protein catabolic process. Gene Ontology annotation, molecular function: structural molecule activity. The record is from RefSeq and is a predicted model, not a curated record. Gene Ontology annotation, cellular component: proteasome regulatory particle, lid subcomplex; cytosol; nucleus. Lineage: Eukaryota; Fungi; Ascomycota; Schizosaccharomycetes; Schizosaccharomycetales; Schizosaccharomycetaceae. The coding region runs from base 28 to 1248 and encodes 406 amino acids.